Messenger RNA from Helianthus annuus (common sunflower), 1382 nucleotides. RefSeq lists its product as uncharacterized. The record is from RefSeq and is a predicted model, not a curated record. Bases 147 to 1274 code for a protein of 375 amino acids. NCBI's taxonomy places the organism in Eukaryota, Viridiplantae, Streptophyta, Magnoliopsida, Asterales, Asteraceae. The transcript is spliced from 8 exons.
UCUUUCCUCUUCACUUUUCCCCCCAAAUUUCUUCCUUCCACCGCCGGAGACACCCGAAUUUUGGCCCAAUCGAAACUCCGGUCACCGCCAUCUCUUCUCCGGUCACCACCAUCUCUUCUCCGGUCACCACCUCAAAAACCGGGAGUAUGUUUUCGAUAUUGUUGAUAUUCGCGUAUCUGAUGGCUGAUGUGGCCCCCUGGGGACAUGGGGGUGACGGCGCUGGUGAUCCACCGAUUCCUCCUGGUGGAUUUCGUGGCACACAUGAGACAGACGCGGUUCCCCCGAAGAGGGUUAGGGGGAAAGCAAAAAACGAGAAACUAAGGCGUCUGGUAAAAGCGGGGGGGCCUGUAUCGCUUACGUUUGACAGGCAGGUGACGUAUACCCCUGUUGGUAAAACAAGGGAUAUGUUUUCACGGGAGGCCGGCCUGUAUAUGUGGCGGUCCAUCCCCCUCGAUAAAAUUGGAUGGGAUAACGUUGAACAACAUUACAAGGAUGCCCUCAUGAACCACUUACGGGAAAAUUUCAAUUUUGAUGAAGUGGAACGUGAUAUAGAGGCCAAAAACUUGACGGGUGGCAUUAGGGCUGUGCUUAUGAAGCGGUACUCUGACCGCAAGUACGAGGCUAAAAAAUUAUUUAAGAGCAAGGGAGGUUACAAUGAUCUUGAGAGUGCAAGGGCAUUCCAUCCCAAGGAUAUGCCCUAUGAUAACUGGUUGAGAACCAUUGAAGGUUUCCGGGAAGCUAAAUAUAUUAAAAGAAGCGAGGCCAACACACUAGUACGCGAGAAACAACAAUUCCCAUACCGUGGGGGGACAUCUUCGUACGGUAGCACCGCCUAUAAAAAUGAUAUGGAUUGGGUACCUACGUAUGCUAAAACCCACACGGACAAUCAAGGGAAUUGGGUUGAUCCGGUUGCUGAACAAAAUUACCGGAACAUACAACAGGCCACAAGUCAAUGGAGCGGUGAGGGUCCGCCAAUUGCCCCGUAUCAGGAAGCGUUGGGUGAGCGGCGAGGAUGGUACCGCGGGAUGGGGCCUAAACCUUCUUCCAACACGUCCUCGCACUCGUCAUCUAACAUGUCGUCUUCGCAAGCUCGGACGCAAGAACCCUUUUCCGAGGAUUUUGUUAACAGCUUGUUCCAAACCCCGUCAUUUUUGAACCAACUUAACAACUAUCUUGCUUCACAAGGAAAAGGAAAGUCAAAAGACUACGAUUCUGACAACUUAUUCGAUAAUGAAUCCGACGAUGAACCCAACGAUAACGAUGACGAUGAGUGACUUGUUUUUAAUGUAUGCUUUGGAUUUAAUUAAACGUUGUAGGAUAUAAUGUACGACUUAAACGUAGUUUUUAAUUAUAUUACCUUUAGUAUAUGUUGAUUAUGUUCA